Messenger RNA from Funneliformis caledonium, 135 nucleotides. The record is from the annotation of a GenBank genome assembly. Lineage: Eukaryota; Fungi; Glomeromycota; Glomeromycetes; Glomerales; Glomeraceae.
AUGAAAAGAAAUGUUUCCGUUCAAGUUUAUGAUGACGAAGAAUAUACGAUAUUAAAUUUUGAAUUAAUUGCAUUAUUCAUGGGGAGAAUUGGAAUAAAUCAUAUUCUUGGUGCCUCUAGACAUGUUAUCACCUAA